UAAACAAGUGAAAGCUGACAAAUGUUCUGUGGAAUUUAUGUACUGACGGCAGCCAGGGCAAGUCAACUAUGGUAUGUUGAGAACACAAAACAACAUAUAGCGCCCAUACCGAGGUCGAUAAUGGCUAUCUACUAUCGCAGCUUCUAGGAAUCACCAAUAUUUCCACGAAAACAUAAAACAACAGCAACAGCAUACCUAUCAUCUCUAUAUAAGAGCGUGGCAUUUAUUGUCUCAAAAUCAUUCCAAAACAAAUCGACUAUUCUCCAUUUCAAACAAUGGAGAUCUCUGUCACCACUACCCUUGGCCUUGCCAUCAUCAUCUUCACCCUUUUCAAGUUAGUAACACGUCCCAAAUCAAAGAAAAACUUGCUCCCAGAGCCAUGGAGACUCCCAUUAAUCGGACACAUGCAUCAUUUGAUCGGUACGAUGCCGCAUCGUGGUGUCAUGGAGUUAGCAAGGAAACAUGGAUCUCUCAUGCAUCUACAACUAGGAGAAGUGUCCACUAUCGUGGUCUCAUCCCCACGUUGGGCAAAAGAGGUUCUGACAACGUAUGAUAUUACUUUUGCAAACAGACCGGAGACUUUAACCGGUGAGAUUGUUGCAUACCACAAUACCGAUAUUGUCCUUGCUCCCUAUGGUGAAUACUGGAGGCAGUUGCGAAAGCUUUGCACCUUGGAGCUUUUGAGUAACAAGAAAGUGAAGUCCUUUCAAUCCCUUCGUGAGGAGGAGUGUUGGAAUCUGGUUAAGCAUAUACGAUCCACUGGGCAGGGAUCACCAAUCAAUCUUUCAGAAAACAUUUUCAAGAUGAUUGCUACCAUACUUAGUAGGGCAGCGUUUGGUAAAGGAAUAAAAGACCAAAUGAAAUUUACCGAAUUAGUAAAAGAAAUACUAAGGUUGACUGGAGGUUUUGAUGUGGCGGAUAUCUUUCCUUCCAAAAAGUUACUUCACCACCUUUCAGGGAAGAGAGCUAAGUUAACCAACAUACACAAUAAGCUUGACAGUUUGAUCAACAAUAUCAUCUCCGAGCACCCUGGAAAUCGUACAAGCUCAUCACAGGAGACUCUACUUGAUGUUCUGUUAAGACUGAAAGAAAGCGCUGAGUUUCCAUUGACAGCUGACAAUGUCAAAGCAGUCAUUCUGGAUAUGUUUGGAGCUGGAACAGAUACAUCAUCAGCCACAAUUGAAUGGGCAAUCUCUGAAUUGAUAAGGUGUCCAAGAGCGAUGGAGAAAGUUCAAGCAGAACUAAGGCAAGCACUAAAUGGAAAGGAAAGGAUCCAAGAGGAAGAUAUACAAGAACUAAACUACCUAAAGCUAGUGAUCAAAGAAACAUUGAGGUUGCACCCACCACUACCGUUGGUUAUGCCUAGAGAGUGUAGGGAACCAUGUGUGUUGGGGGGAUACGACAUACCAAGCAAGACAAAACUUAUUGUCAAUGUGUUUGCUAUAAACAGGGAUCCUGAAUACUGGAAAGAUGCUGAAACUUUCAUGCCAGAGAGAUUCGAAAAGAGCUCCAUCACUGUAAUGGGUUCAGAGUAUGAGUAUCUCCCGUUUGGUGCAGGAAGGAGAAUGUGUCCUGGAGCUGCCCUUGGUCUAGCCAACGUGGAACUUCCUUUGGCUCAUAUACUUUACUACUUCAAUUGGAAGCUCCCCGAUGGCAAAGCAUUUGAAGAUUUGGACAUGACUGAGAGCUUUGGAGCCACUGUCCAAAGAAAGACCGAGUUGUUACUAGUUCCAACGGAUUUCCAAACACUUAAGGCAUCUACAUAAUGACAUUCAUUUAAAUAUAGUAGAAUUGAUCCACAAUCC
Messenger RNA from Lactuca saligna, 1805 nucleotides. The record is from the annotation of a GenBank genome assembly. NCBI's taxonomy places the organism in Eukaryota, Viridiplantae, Streptophyta, Magnoliopsida, Asterales, Asteraceae.